CCAUGGCUUCCCUAAGCAAGGAUGGCAACAAUCAGGCGGUGGGUGUCAGCCACAAGGUCACACUGUGCACAGAUGGUGGCUGGUAGUGGUCAUGUGAGAAAUGCUUCUCUUCCAGUUCCUAGCCCUGGCCUUUAUGUUUACCUUCUAGAUGCUGACAGUAUUUAUUCAGUGGAGGACACAGACCCAAAAGAAGCCUGCCAGCCUACCAAGAUGAAAUGUCUUGAAGGCCCACGCUUACACCGAAGGCCAGGCAAGUUCUGUGGCUCCUCGACUCCUAAGGAAGAGGAAGAGAAACACAAGGCGGCAAAGGAGGAUUUAGAUCCAGAUUUGGUCCCAGACCCAGAUGGAGAAGAGAAUGAUCUUGGGGAUCCAGCUGUACUGGAGGCCACCCAUUAUACCCAGAGAGGUCUAUUCAGCUCUCCUGGAGCCAAGAUCCCUGGUGCGCUGGGGAUGUCUCCUGCCUCCGUGCACUUUCUGUGCCAGCCUAUGUUUCCCAGCACUGGCUCUCUGCCUCAGCCUUUUGAACCUCAACAGCCCCUGCUAGAUCCAUCUCUCUUCUGCAACCCACUGACCUCGUGGCCCUCUAGGUUCAGUCAUUUGACCCAGCUCCACCCUCAGCACCAAAGGAUCUUGCAGCAGCAGCAGGAGCAACAGCAGCAACAGAAGCAACAGAGCCAAACACCAAGUCCCCCAGGCAAGAAGACUUGGCUUCAGCAGCAGGACCCCUAUGCUAACCUCAUGACCCGAAAAGAGAAGGACUGGGUGAUAAAAGUGCAGAUGGUUCAGCUGCAGAGUGAGAACCCCCAUCUGAAUGAUUACUACUACCAGAAAUAUUAUCAGAAACUAGAGAAGAAGGCAGAUGAAGAACUACUUGGACAAAAGAACAGAGUUCAGUCUCCUAUGUUGGUGACACCUUACAUUCAGAAGGCAGAGGCUUAUGAGUCGGUGGUUCGAAUUGAGGGUUCCCUGGGCCAAGUAGCUGUAUCAACAUGUUUUAGUCCUCGCCGAGCUAUUGACGCUGUAUCUCAUGGAACUCAAGAGCAGGAUCCAGCAGCUGCAUGCAGUCAGAAGCUUUGGGUAUUAUGCAGGAUUGAGAAGAUGUUCCUGCAGUUACUAGAGAUAGAGGAGGGCCAGAAGGAUGGGCUUCCACAGUCCUGCAACUCUGAGCAGCAGACCAACCAGGUUGAGAAGCUUUUCCAGGCCUUAAAGACCCAGGAAGAGAACAAGCUGGAGGAAGCAGCAGAUAGCUUCUUGCAGGUGCUCUCUGUGAAGAAGGGGAAAACCCUGGUGGCCCGGCUGUUGCCUUUUCUGCUGCCUGAUCAGGCUGUUAGCCUUCUUCUGGUUAUUACCCACCAUCUGCCCUUCUUGGUCCGGAGAGAUGUGACCGACCAGGCCCUACAUAUGUUAUUCAAGCCUCUGGGAAAAUGUAUCAGUCAUCUGACCUUCCACGAACUCCUCCAAGGACUGCAGGGCUUAAUGCUGCUACCCCCUGGCUCCUCAGAGCACCCAGUCAGUGUGGUACUUCAGAACCAGUUUGGAAUAUCUUUGCUCUAUGCCCUGCUGAGUCAUGGGGAGCAGCUGAUAUCCCUGGAUUCUUCCCUGAAGGAACCCAACAGAGACCACACAGCUUGGACAGACAUGGUAGUUCUGAUUGGCUGGGAGAUAGCUCGAUUGCCUACAGCCUCUCUCGCAGAACCCUUGGACUUCCCCAGCAACCUGCUUUCCCUGUUCUGUCACCACUUGGACAAACAAUUGGUUCAGCAGCUUGAGGCCAGGAUGGAGUAACUUGAUGGCAGAAUGAAGGGCUGUCUGAUCCACUGGUCAGUCUGUUCUGGGAUACUUCUUCCGGUAUGUAGGAAGUUAAAUUCUCAGACAUGAAGCUGUUUGAGCUCUCUACUGCAAUCCAGACAAUCUGAAGUUAUUGCUCAUGCCUCAAGAUACUGGAAGACUGCUGCAAAUAUUUUCAUUUCUUUUGUUAAAAUAUAAAUGUUCCUACAAAUAAGGGGGGGAUUAAAAGACAAUUAAAAAGGUAAUCAAA
Molecule: messenger RNA, 2038 nt
Organism: Cavia porcellus (domestic guinea pig)
Lineage: Eukaryota; Metazoa; Chordata; Mammalia; Rodentia; Caviidae
Gene: Patl2
Product: PAT1 homolog 2
Exons: 16
Coding region: 22-1785 (587 amino acids)
Biological process (GO): deadenylation-dependent decapping of nuclear-transcribed mRNA; P-body assembly
Cellular component (GO): P-body
Molecular function (GO): RNA binding
Source: RefSeq, a predicted model, not a curated record